GACGGCGGGGAGAGAGAGUGACAGCGAAUAAGAGCGUUAUUAAGUACGGCUCCGAAGCGUGGCUGCACAUCUUUCAAGGGGUCCAAAAAGGAAAAGAGAACAUCUCUCCUCGUUUGUCCACAGCGCAAGUUUGUUUUGAUGGUGAGCGGUGGUGGCGGUGGUUUCUUUGUUGUUUUGCUUUAGGCUCGUCCUUUAGAAUAAAAACGCGCUGUAGCCGCCGUGCUGUGAAAUGCUCUAGCGGCGAUAUUUUUAAGCCGUCGGUCAAUCGAUGGCCACGCGGACAGAUUCGAGUACCAACAAGAAGAAGAAGAAUCGAAAAUAAAGUAGACGACGUAAUAUAAAUAUGCGCACAGAAUUUCAAAACGGUAACGCGACACGUUCAUAGCGACCAGUAAUAUCGCUCGUCUCGCAACACCCCCCCCCCUGCCAAGACAACCUCACAUUGUUCGGUACGAGCUCUCGGCGUGAGCCGACGGGAGUGUGGUACACACACGCGUGCGCGCGGCAUAUCAUUACCACACGCGGUACACGUGUGCAAACGCACGUACGCGCACACAGACACACAGGCACACACAGACACGCGCGCGCUACGUACCUGCGCUGGAGAACGCGGUCGACACGCCGGACAGCUCAUUCAAGGUGGGGUGGGGUGGGGUGGGAGUCGGGGGGGGUGGGGGAGUGAAAUCCGACGGACAAGGGGACUCGCUCACUGAGCGAUCUGCGCUCAUAAAGUCACAGGUCAGAGCGCUCAGUCAAAGGGACACCACCACGAGCAAAACCACCACCACAAGCACCACAACAACAACAACAACAACAUCACAACAACAUCCGGCCUGCACACGUGCACCGUUGUACUUACAGAUCACGGCUGCAGCAAGCUCUCCAAAAAGGCAGGAGGGGAGGAGGCAGCGAAUGAAACUCGACAAAUAUAGCGCAAUUCACGGCACAAUUUGGAUCCGUAUAUUAGUCCAAGUAAAUUGACUUGCAAUUGAAGUUACGGCGACAGUAACUGCCAAUAAAUAGCAACACUAAAUCUGCGCGCCGCGAUCAAAAAGGGGACCGGGUCUGCGCGUGGAGCAAAAGCUACCGGCUGCUUUCCGCGUGCCGACGGCGCGCUCAGAAGAGAGCCGUCGUGGGCGUCGUUCCGUGGCACGCGCGGCAAUGCCCUUCCUCUGGAUCCUUUUGUGCGGCGCUUGCCUCGGUGGCCGCACCCCCUUUGUAUCCCCCGCGAACCCCGCGGCCGAGUCCCACGGUGGCGGCGAGCAGUGCCGCCUCAAGACGGUGACGGCGUCCAGCGUGCCCGCCGCAGGCGCCACCCGGCGAGAUGGGCAGACUCCCGGCGGUGGGGACGCUGGCGAGAAGGUGUCCCUGGCGGUACGAAGCGAUUUCCCGGGGGAGCUGGCCGUGGUGGACGACCUGCAGAGCUCCGAGACGCCUUACUUCGUUAUUGAAAUCUCAGGCCCCAGCGAGGAGAUCGCGCGCGUCUACUGGAAGCAGGCAUGGCUCGCGAACGGCACGUUCUACUUCCACGUCCACGCCCGCGACGCAGCCUCUGCCGCGGCAGCGCCGCCACCCCGGACUCCAUUGGGCCCUCGUGGACCCACGCAGCCUACCCUGCUGGAGCACGAUCGAGGUCACAUGCUGCGCGUCUUCCUCAUGGGUGGGCUGAUCGCCCUUCUCCUCCUCGUCCUGCUCGUCAUGCUGGCUCUCUUCGCCCGUCGCCGCUGGCGCCAGCACCCAAGCAGCGGGGGCAGCAUCUGCUGCCCUCGAGGGGCGAGCGGGCAGUCCAAGAUGACCUGCCCGGCCGGCGCCGAGCUGGCCAACAACGAGAUCCACUACAUCCCGUCCGCCCUGCUCGGCGGAACCCAGACGCAGGAGCGCAGGCUCGUCACCGCCGACGGCCGCACUCACAUCCAGAAGCAGAGCGCUCAGCAAACGCAGACACAAAUGCAGCAGCAGCAGCCGCAGCAGCAGCAGCCGCCGCAACAAAGGCCCAUGCUCUUUUCGGCUUCGCUUGGCACCAAGUGCUCGUCUACCUGCCGACGGUGCAGCCCCGAGGAGUUUGCCGGCUUUUGCCCCGCGCCUCUGGUGAACCGCCGCUCCGUGUCGGCGAUGCAGCAGCAGCAGCAGCAACAACAACAGCAGCAGCAGCAAAACCGGCCGCCCCAGCGCCAGCUGCAGCACGAAGUUCCACUGCUCCUGGGCCGCUUUGCUUGCGGCCCGGGAGGGGUCGCGGGACACCAGACGGAGCUCAGGCUGCGCCGAGAGGCAGCGUGCGAGCUCGGGAUGCGCACGCUCGCCGCGCCGCAGAUGGGCAGGGCUGUCGUGGCAGCGGGAACAGACGGGGAGAAGGACCGGGAAAAUCAUUACUACACACAUCCAACAGAGACCCGGCCGAGCCUGCACUCCACCGUCUAACUCGCACGUGCUUAACCCACGUCCGGCUUUAUUAAUAGGUAGAUAGAUAGAUACGUGCGUGGAGAGAGCGAGCACGUGCUGUAGGUGUCGGUGCUGAUUACGCUUGGUCAAUGUCAUUAUUACCACGGAAUUCAAUAUCCCAUUAAGACGCGCUUGCCAGCAAAUGAUCAGUGGCAUUCUGCCUGUACGUCUUUUGGCAAAAACGCAAUGGCUCACGGGUGCAUCCAGGUUCCGUCUGCCCGCCUCUCAGGUGCGGUUUGCCGUGCUUCGUGUUAAUCGUUGGAUGUUGUCAGCAUGGGCUUCUUUGAACAAUGAAUGGGGGUCCUGGCUGGAAUUGCUUGAAUUGUGUGGACGCAAUGUAAGUUUCAGCGGGCUCCUCCUCCGUCAUGAUGGAUACACGCGCGCGCUAUCUGUGGGAGUCAUGCAAUGGCCUCGUUAUCGCGAGGCUUAAACAAAAGUAUGUGUUUGGCAGCAAACCCAUCCAUCAGCAUUACUUGCGCUUUACACAUUUUAAUGCGUCCAAUCUAAUAGCGGAGGACACACGUGGUACGCCGAGGCGCUGAAUAUUUAAUUCUAAUGUUCUGGUGCAUUAGGAAGGGAAUGCCACGUGGAUGUUUUAACCGAAACGAUAAAAUACGGAAAAUUGGGAACAAAUAAAUAAAUGGAAUCCAUCAAACCGCCGCAGAAUAAAUACAUCAAUAUUCGGCGGACAAGGUUAUUCGGCAGACGGGUGACUUGUUUUCGGUACGAGAUUUCCCGCCGUUACAUCGGCGGCCGUUAGGCAGCGUUCGGGUGGUUAGCAAGAUGCGGUGUGACAACAGCAUUCAUCUUGGAGCCAUCAGUGGCUAAACUCGAUGCAGCACACAUCUCCCCUUUUCCAGUCCCCAGAGCCUUCCCCCCUUUCUGCCCUCUACUCUAUAGAGGCUCUCAGAGCCAAUGUCAGAGAGCACAUUCCAUUCCAUCAGGUCACGGAAUCCGCACCGGGAUUAACCCUUUCACCGGUGAUACUGCGGCAGGGGACCGUGGCGUGCGUUGAUCAGACGACAGCGGGUGAGUCAGCGGAAACCUUUGGCGGGCAGCCUCGACUCCCCCUACCUGUGCACGGCUGCCGCGGUUUUAAUGGUCAGUACGCCGGGCUUGUGAUUCGAUAGGUCGCUGGUUCGAUUCAGCGCACCGCGAUGAGACUCCGGAUGAGUUUAACUUGACAGGCGGGCUAUCGCGACCGAUAUUAUGGUUCACGAUUGGGUUACACAUCAUCGCUUGGGUAUAAUGUCAAUGUUAUAACUAUAACGCUCCACCACCUGACAGAGCCAAUCAACGUGAUUUGAUGGACUCUGUCAGAUGGGUGAUGGAAGGUUAAAGUAAAAAAAUAGAUAUAUAUUUCGUAUAAGAAAAUUAUAUAAUACCUAGACGAUCUAACACAAAAAUAAACGAUAUUAAUGAAUAAACGGGUAAGCUUCUUAAAUCCCCCCCACCUCUGUCCACCCAGCAGUAUAAAUGGCUGCAGCACAGUGAGUUCGAUAAGCAGGUCACGUUUGACACGGAAUAGCAAAACAAACGUCUGGCCGGCUUGGAAGAGUAGACCAAAUUUCCCGGUCUGUAGAGCAGCCCCUCUUGAGCUCUUUUCUAAGUUUUAAGGCCCUCCCGCCAGCAAUGUUUACUUGCAGGGCUGCGCCUCUACCUCCAUGCUCGCUCCCGUUGCGCGAGGGAGUGCUUAUCGCUGGCCGUGUCGCCAAACAAAGCCACUGCUUCGCAAUUGACGUGCUUUGUCUUUCUGCUGUCGUUUUCCGUUUCCGUUAGGGUUGCCCCAAUUUUCGCAGUCACGCUCUCAAAAGUUUGCGAUCCCCCCCCACACACACACCCCUCUGGGGGUGUGUGUGGGGGGGGGGGCGGUGCUUUGAGCGCUCAUAUUUAGAGCAAUCAGCUCCUAACCGGCCUGAUGGGUAGUUUAUUGCCAUUCUUUAAUUGCUGACCAAAAAGUGACACUGAGGCACAAGCCGCGCUGAUAUUGCGUUUUUAAAUGUCAACAACUGUUAGUGUUAUGGAUUUUUAAGCAGCCUCAACAAAAUGCUUGUUGUUUUUUUUGUUUGUUGCUGCUCCCGCUGCCGACCACGGUGAGAGCUUUUGGUCAAUUUGAAAUAUCCCAAUGAGAUAUUUUUUACCAAAACAUUGUCUUUAGUGUCCAUUAUCCACCGCAGCAGCCGGUCAGAAUUUGUAUUCAACUGCGUGAAGAAGUGCUCACGUAAAAAAUGCCUUUGCAAGGAUUAAAAUAAACUAGCACAUCACGUGGGAUGAUUCUGCAGUGUAAUGGUUAUCGCACGCGACUUGUAAUCCAGAGGUCGUUGGCGAAAAUCGAUCUCCCGGCAAGCUAAUUGAAGAAAGUUUCUUAAACGCCACACCCCAAGUUGACUAUCUUUUUUUUUACCAGGUAAGGGCCACUGAGCUGUACAGCUCUUUUUUUCAGAAGCGAGCUGGUCACAAAUGGUAGCUCAACGAAGUGGGUCAUGUGGAAAUUUAUAACAGCCAAAUAAUCUAA
Molecule: messenger RNA, 4954 nt
Organism: Petromyzon marinus (sea lamprey)
Lineage: Eukaryota; Metazoa; Chordata; Hyperoartia; Petromyzontiformes; Petromyzontidae
Biological process (GO): neuron migration
Source: RefSeq, a predicted model, not a curated record